Messenger RNA from Echinostoma caproni, 1127 nucleotides. Lineage: Eukaryota; Metazoa; Platyhelminthes; Trematoda; Plagiorchiida; Echinostomatidae. The record is from the annotation of a GenBank genome assembly.
UUUAUACUCAUUCAUUACACCGUGACACUUUUGUGAUCGAUUUACUCACUCGAUGUUUCACCUCAUCCAUUUCCGUGAUCCAUUCUAACAAUGCAGUUCCUGCUGCACCUCGAUUCAUUGUUGAGGCAUGUAUCUCUGAACGGAAUGUGAUCACUCUUGUCUGGCAACCGACAUCCCCGACGGUGAUCACAAAGUACACUCUGGAGUUGGAUGAUGGAGCGAACGGGAACUUUCGUAAGGUCUACCGAGGACCGGAGACGAUAUGCACUGUGGAGGGACUACAUUUCCGCUCCGUCUAUCGUGCUCGAGUGAAAGCGCACAAUGCGGCCGGAGAGAGUCUGUACAGCGAGAGACUCUGUCUUCAAACUUCCGAUCAUAUCCUUCUGACAAACGGAAAUCGGACGGUCACCAGUCAGAUUAAUGAGGAUCGUGUGAUUCUCGGCUCUACUGGUCUGUCUCGUGGGGUACAUUAUUGGGAAUUCACUGUCGACCGAUGCGACCCCGGAGGACAGCCGGCAUUUGGCAUUGCUCGAGUGGACUGUAACAAAGAAAUAAUGCUCGGGUUGGAUAUGCGCAGUUGGUCUGUCUAUUUUGAUCAUAAACGGAGUUGGUUCUUACACAACGGUGAACACUUUGAACGCACAGACGGUGGUGUACGUCCCGGUUCCGUGGUCGGUGUACGACUGGAUUUCAAUCGGGGAAGUUUGUCGUAUUAUUUGAACGAUGAACCGCACGGCCCGAUCGCAUUCACCAACCUUCCAGCCGGUAUCUAUUAUCCGGCUGUGAGCAUCUCCCGUGCCGUGCAACUCACUCUGCACUCAGGCCUGGAAGCCCCGAGUGAAAGUGAAGAGAGUGAUGAGGACAGUUCCGGUGGUGGGACGGGUACAGAAACCACAUCGAUGGCGACCACCGUAUCAAUCCAUCUGGUCCGAAAUCCUGAACAUUUGAGUCCAUUUAUGUGCACUGUGCACUGUCGAUUUAGUAGUAGUGGUUGUGGUGAUGACGAUGGUGGUGAUGCUGGUGAUGAUGGUGGUGAUAAUGACGAUGGUGGUGGUGGUGAUGAUGGUGGUGGUGGUUGUGGUGGUGGUGGUGGUGGUGGUGAUGAUCAUCGGCAGUACGCAAUUUGA